This is a messenger RNA of Suncus etruscus (white-toothed pygmy shrew), 990 nucleotides long. It is a transcript of the gene VGLL1, whose product is annotated as vestigial like family member 1. The record is from RefSeq and is a predicted model, not a curated record. NCBI's taxonomy places the organism in Eukaryota, Metazoa, Chordata, Mammalia, Eulipotyphla, Soricidae. Gene Ontology annotation, cellular component: nucleus. Gene Ontology annotation, biological process: regulation of transcription by RNA polymerase II.
AUGGAGGAAGUGAGCAGCGGGGCUCUCCAGACCCAGUACCCUGUCAAGACCGGAAUUACCCGUUGUGUGAUCUUCACUUACUUCCAGGGGGACAUUAGCAAAGAAGUGGAUGAGCACUUUUCCAGAGCCCUGGGGCUCAGUGUCAAUAGCCUGCAGAAACUGAGCCCCUCGAGCCAGCGCCAGGAAGACGUGAUCCUGACCAAAGAGUUGGAGUUGGCUCCAAACCAAUGGCGUUUCUCUUCUUCAUGGACCAAGCCCCACCCGGAAGCCAGCUUUGAGAAUGCAGGUGCCAGCUGCAGCUUGGAUGAAUUUGACCCCGCUCCAGUGGAUCCAUAUCCGAUAACCACCACCAGUAGCCCGUUGGCACAGCCUGACCAGCAGCCUGACCAGUUGUGGCAGCCCCCCGACCUUCCCUGCUCCAGCUCCUAUGAGCUCAGUUAUCCUUCUGCCUUCUCUGUCCCCGAGUCCCUGGUCCCUGACCCAGAGCCGCAGCCAGAAGAGAAAUAUGAGUCCCUCUUAAAUUUUCUCCAGCAGCAAGAGCGAUGCCUCACCCUUCCUCAGCAACAGGUCUCCUGGGAUGACGGCUUCUCGGCUGAACCGGCUGAAAGCUCAGAAUUGCUCUUUAACUUGCCUCCUGACUCCAGCUCUUCUCAGUAUAAGAAGAUCUAUUUCUCCCCAGUUUGCGGACCUGUAUCUACUGACUAUGCAGAUGAAAAAUUUCUUUUACCAGGGACAAGAGAGAGAGCCAGAUGCCAGAGACGAACACGGAUUUCUUCUUUUAUUAAACUUCGCUUUGAAGAAGUGGAUUUCUAUAUUCCUGCCCUGCUCAUGAUUUUUGACUGUGAAUCUGAUAGGUCCAGAGAUCUCAUCAUGCUUUUGUGUUUCUGUCCCCAAAGUCCUUAUGUUGUGUCCUUGAGCUUGCUCUUUGUGCCAGUGAUAACUGUGAAAUCUGCUGUCAGUAUUUCCCCAUCCUCACCUCCCCUCUUGUAG